CAGCCGCAGUUGCUUGUGCACUUUCCGCAGCUUUACGAAGCUGACCGGCAGAAAGGAUGGCUUGGGCUCUACGCUGCAGAAGACAGUGGCUGUAGUGAGGACUUGGCUCGCUUCCCCCUGGGCGGUGACGAGGGUUGCCCUCUGGUCUGGACUCUAGAUCUCACCGCCCUCGUGGCUCUUAGUAAACGCGGAUGCGGUGCUCUUGUCGUGCGUCACAUCCACGACGAAACCAUUCAUGCCGCCUCUGCACCAUUCCAUCUCAAACUUCUACACAGCCUAGAACAAAACGAAGUGGAAGCUGAACUGCUGCUAGGAGAAGGCAGUUUGCAGGCAGACAGUCAACGUUUGGAUCAAUCUCACCAAAAAUCUGCGGUUAAAGAAAUUAUCUCUGAAAUAUCAUCUGUGAAUGAGAACGCUCAUAAGUGUUUAGUUUCGGACUCUAUCUCCGGUGAUACAGAAUCCACUUCUAUUCGGUGUACGCCUGAUUCUGUAGAUGAAUUACAAAAUUCGAGAUAUAAGGAGAAAGCUGCAUCUUUAUAUUCUCCUGAAAAUGCAAUAGACCUGGUAACCGAUUCUGGCCAUGGAAUCAAAUUGAAAUGUGCGCAAGAUGAAUCAAAUAAUAAGUCUAUGACAGUGGCGUCCGUUGAAGAACCUGCAUUUGCGUGCAAUUCCAUCGUUGCGCUUGAAUCUACCGGCAACUCUUCGUCAAAGGAAUUUGUUGAAAAUUCCGUUACUUCUAAGUGUCACAAAGAAUCCUCAUCUUGCGGUUGUGCAUCCGAUGUGUUAGAAGAAAGCGUUCCGUGUAAACCUGUUCUUAAUUCGAUUGCUGCCAAAGAGACGAGUUCGGCAGUCGCGAGUGUUGUAUCUGCCUCAGACUCGUCUGAUGACGAAGCAUGCCAACGAGUGUUGACAGAAGUGGGUGGCUCAUGUCCAUAUCUACUGAAGUUUUCCAUUAAAAACAUCGAUUGCGUUGGCUUGAAAAAAUGGCCGUUUUGUAGCGACGAUCCACACGUAAAGUUGCGAGUUGUUCCCUCAUUGAUCUCUGAAACUCCGGCAACAACGACGCCGUGGUUAGGUCGUAGUAGGAGUGCCAGCAAAGGUAAAACUAAUAACCCUAGUGUUGUGAGAACUUCAGGGUGUGAUAGUAACGCUGCUAGUGUCCAUAAAGUGAAGUCAGUGAGCGAGUCUGAAGACGAUAAACCAAGGCACGAGAAACGAGCAACGUUGCUCCCUCACCAUCGUCUCGAGAUCAAAAGCCGCCUUUCCGAAACCAAAAUUAACGCUGUGCAGCUGCAGGGGCACGUGUCUGAGUACGUGCAAUUAUCCGUUAAGUCGCGCCUUGGGAGAUCAGGGCCGGGCUUUACGCGGCAUCACGGCACUACUCUUGUACCUCUGGCACUGCUGCGUCACAAGGCGAUUGGGAGCACGGGCUUCGAACACUGCUUUGCGCUGUCGUGUAGCUCUGCCCCGUCGGCUGCAACGUCUUCGAAGUGUCUUCCAACUGAACUUGCUUCAGCUGGUCACAUCUCUUUCAGCGUUGCCUUCAGCCCACCACCCGUGCCCUCAGAGGAACCUUGCACUCACCAUCAGGGCUUGAAAUGCCCCUGGGACAACAACCAUCUUGCUGGGACUGAUAGCGAUCGUGGUAUUGAAAAUAGUUCAAACGCUGUUACUACUUCAGCUGACGCCUCAACUUACAAAUCUUCGUGCUUUCGUAAUUUGAGUUCCGAGAAUGUGACGAAUAACAAAGUGCUUGAGGAAACUCUUCCUUCAAACCAAAGGAUAAACAGCCAAGUUCUCAGUCUCGGCAACACAAUGAAGCUCGUCGAUGACGAAGGCGGGCGCUCAUGUAGCCCUGUUGUUACGGUCGGCAGCGAUUGUGGUCUUCACAAUGAUCUUAAUCAAUCGGUCACGCCUAGAUCACGACCAUGCAGUCGAGAUCUUUCUCUUGACCGAUCACGCGAAUCUGAAUGCGUCAGGUUUGAAAGUCCCGUUGACGUGUCGGGUCCAGAAUCGUUGUCUUCGAAUGAAGCCACAACGAACGUUCCUUGUCACUCAAGAGGAUCCUCUACGGACUCGGCCAUAAACGGUAACGAAAUUUUGACUGAGGCCACUAAUCUUGUGAACCGAGCUCCGACAGGCUUUGAUAGAGGAAAUUUACAAAUUAUAAGCAAGAAAAAACUUGAGAGUAAAGUAAACAAAACGAAGGAUGAUGGCAGCGAAGUGUUGUGCAAAAGUUCAAAGGGCGUUUAUACGAAAGCCGAACGGGAUAUUCUGCUCAUGAACGGUCAUGUCAUACAAGGAAAAGAGGCAAUUCAGAAAACUCUCCUCACAAACGGUUAUGACGCAAAGUUGGCUAAGGAAAAUGAAUCCUCUAGAAUACACAUCGGAGAACCAAAAACGAACCUUGCGUUAAAAAUGAAGAAUGUCGUCAGUAAAAUAAAUGUCAAAGAUUCUGCGGACUUUGUGCGUGGUGAAUCUGACUACUCCCCUAUCUGGAAGUAUUCUAGCCGCAAGUUGGAAAUGGAAGACGGGAAACGCAAGAAAGAGGUUAUCUACGAGACUGUGUAUCCUAUGGACGACCUGGAUGAUGCGAGCUCGUGCCUCACCAGUUCGGUGGAGUCCAUUGCAUCAGGUGCUCCUGAAGAGGCGCCCCUCAGUGGGGAUGGCUCUUCUGAAGACAAUCCUCCUCCUCUCCCUCCACGCACAAAGUCUUUGACUAAAUCCUCUCUUUCAGGAUCUGGUCAUAGACCACUGGAGCGGCGCAUGGCUUUGCCUUUCUUGGCCCAUAAAAGAGCUGUACCAGGACCUCCUUUGGACCGACUCAAUAAACCCAGUGACAAACGAACAAAACUUGACCGGAAACUCGACGAUGACGAGACACUCGAAUCGGCGGUCCUGGUGACUGGGGUUGUUGAGGGUCCAGAAAGAGUCGCGGUGGCUCCCAAACCCGUUCAACGCUGCAAGCCUUCUGCGGCCGACGAAGCCAGACCCAACGCUAACGUAUCACGCACUUCCAGUGGAGGAGACAGCGUCCAGUCUGAGCCAAGUGUGAGGCCCAAACAGACUGCAGCUGCCAUGAGAACUGAAGCGGACCAAGAUAAUUCUUUUUCAUACGACAUAGUUGACCUGGACGAAGUUGGAGGCAGUUGCAGUUCUCUCGGUUCUAGUGCAAGUGCGAGCUGCCUUGAGAACCGCUUCGAGAGCACUGCAUGUCCUGUGAAUUUGAUGAGUACUGAGCAGAACACGAUUAAAAUUGUCGAAAAAAAUAGAAAUGCCUUACCUGGUGAUAUUGACUGCAAAAAUCCGGAUUCCAAUUUAAAAAAUAGAUCUCAAAGGACGUCAGAUGAACCGUGUUCGCAUUGUAAUUAUUUACAUUUGAAGAAGGACUGUAAUGUCGAUAGAAGCGGUGAUGUAUCUUCCGCUUUGCUUUGUUUUUGCAAGAGUUGGGCGAGUAGUGACGGAAGUGAAGCCGACAUAGUGGCAAGUGAAGACGCUCGUUUAAGUUCAUGUCCUCAUGUGAUAACUGAGUCUAGUCAAGGGCAGCACAAACCGGUAUCCACUGUUGAUCCCGAUAAAUCUAGUUUGUUUCAUAAAUGUGGAAAGAGUUCGCACCUCGAGGACACGCCUUGUAAACCAGAUCUCAUAGAAGUAGUUACGAAUUCCGGGAACGAAACUGAGACGAAUAAUGAAACCCAGAGCAUCAUGUCUGCAACCACUCCGACAUCUGAGGAGCCUACCAACGACGAAACUUUUCACGCAAGUGAAAGUGAAUGUAACGCGACCGUGAGCAGCUCUAACUCUCCCGUCCGACGUGUCCGGGACACUGUGAGGGGACGUAAGCGCAGCACCUCGUCUCAUCGUCGAGCGAGCGACUCAUCCACAAGAUGCCCCAGCAGCACCUCUCGCCCCGCAAGUUUAUCUUCCCAUGCCCCAAGCGACUCGCCCCACCGCCUUAGCGGGUGCUCUCAGCAGAGCGACAGCUUUCCCGAGCCUUACUGGGGGCACGAGCGCGAAGACCUCAUGGUGGGAUGCUCCGAGUCUACGUGCAUGGUGACGAGCGUGGCAUCUUCCACGUCGAGUUCGGUGUUCGCCAGUCCAACAUUGGAGAACUGCGUGCUCGUGCCUUCGUCCAUCGAGAGUGUUUUGGCGGAUCAACACGCUCUGGAUUGCGGGAUUCUAUCGUCUGCAGUGAGCGAGGUCACGCGAGAGAGCGCCACAGCUUUGUUAUGUCAUAUCGAUGCAAACAACGAUGGAAGCAACACCUACGAUGCUCACCCCUGCCAGUCGCUGCAUCACAGCAGAUGCUGUGCCUUGUCCGUAACCCGAGAGGAGGACCACAUUUUUGCACUUAGCCAAAGUUCUCCUGACCAUGAGCAGGAAGACGAGGAGCCUCCCGCAGUCCCUCCCCAUCGGCCAAAUUCUUCGAUGCUAAAUAUUCUACGGUGUCCUGACUUGCCUGAUAGGUCACUAUCGCAAGGGAGCCACACGCCCAGGCCCCCUGAGCGGACCACCAGCGAAGGACGUGUUGUGCACGUUGGUAAGGUGCCUGAUGGAGGCACUGGGGCGAGGGAAGCGUCUGAUGCAGGCACUGGGGCGAGGGAGGCACCUGAUGAAUGCACUGAGGCGAGGGUGGCGUCUGAUGCAGGCACUGAACCGAAGGAGGGAACGCUGGACGUGGAAUGCGCUCGCAUUCCACUCGCAUCUCCACGCUCGCAUCUCAAGCUCGCUCCUGCAGCCGGCGACGCGGAAACACUACCCCAGUCCUAUCGAGAAGCAACCGAUGUCCUCUCAGCUGUUCUCGACGCCAGCGCUCCUGCAAACUGCUACAGCCAGCUGUGGACCAUCGAUUCAGGGACAACACAGCGGGAGACGUCAGGCGCAGAGCAGAACGUCUCAUCAACCUCAGUUGAGUCUGGCAAAUCUGAAGCACGGGUCCCUGUUGCACCGCCACGGCCGAGCAAGAUGGCUGCUACUGUCGAGACUGAAAAUCAGACAGUGACUAGUGUUCAGUCAGAGAACAACACGGUGGCCGCGGCCGAGGCCUUGAAUCUGGAAAAAACUGUCGAAGCAAAAGACUGUUUUUCAUCUGAAGAAAGAACGAGUGAUGCAGGUCAAUCAAUUUCUUCUGAUGUAAGAGAAAGUGAGGAGUGUAAUGUUGAUCCGAAACCAGAAUUGGAGCUUGACGAAAUGAGCGUGACCGAGGCUGGAGAAGCACCACAACCGAUUUGCUGUGAUGACGAUGGUAAUGAUGGUGACGCUGAUGUUACUGUUCGUCAAGAUGCACUGGCAGAUGUGAAUAGAAUUGUCGAUGAUGAUGUGACGUCACCACGCAGCAAGACGUUCUGCAGGAAAGUGGCUUACUAUGGCAACAAGCGCCGCGACUCCUGGCACCAGAUACGGGCCUCCCUCGACGCUUCUGCCUCCGUCGGGAGUUCGGCUGCAGCAUCCGAUGCCAACGAUGAAUCGCGCGACUCUUCGUCUCCUCCAGCUUACCCGUGUGAACUUUCAUCCUUGAACAACCCACAAGAUCCCUCGUCUGCUUUUGGUGACGCCACCGACGCCGCAUCAGCUCUUGACUGUGAUGUCAACUCCUCGCUUUCGACGCACCACUACGAGGCAAUUUCAGGCGUCACCUCCGUCAGUUCAUCACAAGCGUCCCGCGAUUCGCAUGUCCAAUCACCUCCACCAGUUGACGCAGCUACUGUCAUGUUAUCGCUUAGAGGAGAAUUUCCUCGAGCUGUCCGACCUUCUGACAUUAAUUCCCCUCAGUCAGCGAGGGUCGCCGCCUCCACGUAUCUACCUCCUCGUGCAGCUCCUCCUCCUCUUCCCCCUCCUCGACCUGCAAGUCGCUCCUCGCGGGGCGUCCUCCCCCUGCCAGAGUGCCGGAGCUCAACUCCCCCUCAACUGCCGCCCCCUCUCUCGGGCACGUGUUUGGGGGGAGCGCGGGCCCGACACCAGGGAUCCGGGUUACUCAACAAUCAAUGGGCCUCUGCAGGAAGUCCCAGUGAAGAAUCAGCUCCAGAAGACGGUCCUUUGGAUGCUGCAGCUUCUGAAGAACGUGUUAGCGACACAUUAGGUCUGGGCACCAGAAGUCACGACACGAGUACGCGCCUUCCGUCCAUCCCAGAAAGGAGCGUGAGAAUGCAGCGAGUGAACAUCCCUCCUGGGGAGGAACCUCUUCCCUCGAAGUGGGAAGCUCGUAUAGACACUCACGGUCGCAUCUUCUACAUCGACCACGUGAACCGCACGACGACGUGGCUACGGCCGUCCUGUGCCACAGCACAGAACCACGUCUCCAACUGCCACAAACUGCAGCGUCAACAGUUGGACCGUCGCUACCAGAGCAUCAGACGUACCAUCUCGUCCAGACGCCCAGAACUUGAUGAGCUUCCACCCACGCCCAUGCAGGGACGAUCGCCACUAGCACCUCUCUCUACGCCCGAUCUCAUCCCUCCUAACACGUUUGCUCCAUCACCUCCUUGUUCAUCAUCGUUCGCUUCUCCUCCGUCAUCCUUAGCACCUUCUCCUCCCACCAUCACCCUUGUUUCCCCUCCUCCCUCUUCUCAAAGCACCUCUCCUCCUACUAUUGCUGGGGCUAGACCGCUUUCCUCUCCAACCUCUGCUCCUCUUCUCCAGCCUGAUGUGAGUGGACCCUCAGAAAGCUCAGUUUCAGAACGACGGGAACUCUUAUUGCAGCUUCCUGCUGUCAAAUUCUUAUCGAGACCAGACUUUUUCCUCAUUUUGAACACAAACCCGUGUGCGAGCGCAAUGUAUGAGCGCAGUAGCAGCCUACGCCACAUGAUUUCAAGGAUCCGACGAGAUGGACUAGCGUUUGCUCGCUACCAACACAACCGCGACCUGGUGACCAUCGUUAACCUCUUCGCAGACCGUGACCGCGAGUUGCAGUCAAACUGGGAGGCCAAGUACGACCGCGCUGGUAAAAUGUUUUUCAUUGAUCACACCAGCAAGACAACUACCUUCAUGGACCCUCGUCUUCCAACUGAACCUGACGAACCUGUGGGGGCCUCGUCAAUGCCCUCUGGCAGGCUGUCGGUUCCCCCGCAGGGCGCUCACCGUUCAUCCAGAGGCAACACUGGCGACUCGACGAUCCCUCCUCCACGACCUGCGACUACGAUAGGCGGCCUCAACAGCAACCAGUCGAGCGGGCUGUCCCUGCCCACCGCCUACAACGAGAAGGUCGUAGCCUGGCUACGGCAGGCUAAUAUCAUGGACAUAUUGUGUGAGCGCCAGAGCAGCCUUAGGAACGCCGCCAGUGCUCCACUAAGAGAGAAAAUUGCGGCUCUUCGUCAGGAGGGAACCACGGCGCUCACAAGACUUUGUCAUGACAUCGACCUCACCAUACUGCUCAGUUUAUUCGAGCACGAGAUCAUGACGUACGUACCGCCGGCGUUCAGCUCACCCUCGCCCUCACCUUCUCCUCAAGCCUCUCCAGCCCUCCCUCGCGCCGUCAGAGCCCCGGCUCCCUACCGAAGAGAUUUCGAAACCAAACUGAAGAACUUCUACAGAAAACUCGAGGCAAAAGGUUUCGGCCAAGGUCCCGGAAAACUCAAGCUGAACAUCAGACGAGAGCGUUUACUUGAAGACGCUUUCACCAAGAUCAUGGCUGCGGGCAAGAAGGAUUUGCAAAAGUCUAAGCUUUACAUCGUCUUUAAUGGAGAAGAAGGCUUGGACUAUGGUGGCCCAUCCCGGGAAUUCUUUUUCUUGUUGUCACGCGAGUUAUUCAACCCGUACUACGGUCUGUUCGAGUACUCUGCGAACGACACGUACACAGUUCAAAUAUCACCCAUGUCGGCAUUCGUGGAGCGGUACCCUGACUGGUUCCGCUUCUGUGGACGAGUGUUGGGGCUGGCGCUGGUGCAUCAAUACCUACUUGACGUCUUCUUCACGAGGCCUUUCUAUAAAGCCCUCCUCAGGAGUCCCGUGUCGCUGUCGGAUGUAGAGGCGCUGGACGCAGAGUUCCACCAGUCGUUGCUGUGGGUGAAAGACAACGACCUCAGCACCGCCCCUCUGGACCUCACCUUCGUCGUCACAGAGGAGCUUUGUGGCCGCGCUGUCGACAAGGAACUCAAGCCUGGCGGCAAGAACAUUCCUGUCACCGAGAAAAAUAAAAAGGAGUACCUUGAGCGCAUGGUGCGGUGGCGUCUGGAGCGCGGUGUGACGAGUCAGACGGAGGCGCUGCUCAGAGGCUUCCAUGAGGUACUGGAGCCUCGCCACGUGCAGCUCUUUGACGCCAGGGACCUGGAACUUGUCAUCGCCGGCACCCUCGAGAUCGACGUGCUCGACUGGAGGAAAAACACCGAAUACAGAUCAGGUUACCACGACGCGCACCCGGUGGUGCAGUGGUUCUGGCUCGCCAUCGAGCGUUUCAGCAACGAACGUCGGCUGCGGCUACUGCAGUUCGUCACGGGCACCUCAUCCAUCCCAUACGAGGGAUUUGCCGCCCUCAGGGGCAGCAAUGGUCCUCGCAAGUUCUGCAUCGAAAAGUGGGGCAAGCCUUCCAGUCUGCCCAGAGCGCACACUUGCUUCAACCGCCUUGACCUGCCGCCGUACCCGUCGCCCGAGAUGCUGCACGACAAGCUGCUGCUCGCUGUCGAGGAAACCGCCACCUUCGGCAUCGAGUGAGG
Molecule: messenger RNA, 8648 nt
Organism: Hyalella azteca
Lineage: Eukaryota; Metazoa; Arthropoda; Malacostraca; Amphipoda; Hyalellidae
Exons: 14
Coding region: 628-8646 (2672 amino acids)
Biological process (GO): regulation of dendrite morphogenesis
Molecular function (GO): ubiquitin-protein transferase activity; protein binding
Source: RefSeq, a predicted model, not a curated record